This is a messenger RNA of Sordaria macrospora k-hell, 1815 nucleotides long. RefSeq lists its product as uncharacterized. Gene Ontology annotation, molecular function: A2-type glycerophospholipase activity; lysophosphatidic acid acyltransferase activity. The record is from RefSeq and is a predicted model, not a curated record. Gene Ontology annotation, cellular component: mitochondrial inner membrane; mitochondrion. Gene Ontology annotation, biological process: cardiolipin acyl-chain remodeling; lipid homeostasis; phosphatidic acid biosynthetic process. NCBI's taxonomy places the organism in Eukaryota, Fungi, Ascomycota, Sordariomycetes, Sordariales, Sordariaceae.
AUGCUCAAGACAUAUCCUACAGCCAUUUCACUUCCUAAAAGAUUGAAGCUCGCCUCCGCCCUUAGGCGCUUCAACUCUACUACUACCACUUCCGAGACGUCCUCUCCCGACCCGACUUAUACACAAUCCGGCUAUCGCCGAUUUCGACGUCAACCAAGACCAGCCAUCAACACAACCACCACCAAUUCCUCGACCAUGUCGGCUUCCGACACCACUCUUCCUCCUCCCUCGUCGCGGGCAACCCAGACAAAGGCCGAGAAGGAUUCAAAGUCUCGCGGUGCCGGCUCUGCAUUCUUUCCUCUUGGGUACAAGGAAGCCGCACAGCAAUGGUGGUCCAGCGUAACAUCCCGCCAAGCAGAGCGCAGUGUCCUCUCUUUCAUCCCCUACCUCCGCGAAGCCACGGCCGACAACGCCUCCACAGCCUCUCAGCUUUCUGACCUCGCCAAUGCCGACCCCUUCGGCCACCGCGUAUGGCGCCAAACCAUGGUCCCCCUCUCCGGCAAAGACCGAGCCCUGAACGAAUUCUCGAUCGAGCGAGUAGGCGAACAAGCCGAUGACACCCUCGUCAUGCUCCACGGUUAUGGAGCCGGUCUCGGCUUCUUCUACAAGAACUACGAGCCGCUCAGCCGCGUGCCCGGCUGGAAGCUGUACGCGCUCGACAUGUUGGGAAUGGGCAACUCUGCGCGGCCACCGUUCAAGAUCCACGCCAAGGACCAGCAGGGCAAGAUCCGCGAGGCUGAAGCCUGGUUCAUCGAUGCGCUGGAGGAGUGGCGACGGGCUCGCAAGAUUGAGCGGUUUACGCUGAUGGGCCAUUCAUUGGGUGGCUACCUCGCCGUCUCAUACGCGCUCAAGUACCCCGGUCGUCUGAACAAGUUGAUUCUCGCUUCGCCGGCGGGUAUUCCCGAGGAUCCGUGGGCCGUUAACGCGGCGAUGCCGGAGCCGGAGGAGUCCGCUUAUGGCAACGAGUUUACGCAAGAUCAGGAGAGUAUCGUCAACCGCGAGACGCCCGAGGGCGGCGCAAACACUGCUUUCAUCCAGGCUGAUUCCAAGGACAAGAAGGCUGUUGCUUCGUCGAUCAAAUCCAACUACUCAGCCGGCAAGACCUCCGGUAACGGCAACACCAACGCCAACGGUAACGGCAAAAAGGACACAGCCCCCCCUCGCCGCCCCAUCCCAGGCUGGGUUUCCUGGCUCUGGGACGCCAACGUCUCGCCCUUCUCCAUUGUGCGCAUGACCGGCCCCUUGGGUCCGCGCUUCGUAUCAGGCUGGACCUCUCGGCGCUUCAACCACCUGCCCCCCGACGAAAAGGAGGCCUUACACACCUACUCCUACUCGCUCUUCCGCCAAAAGGGAUCAGGCGAAUACGUCCUCCCUUACUUACUCGCCCCGGGCGCGUUCGCUCGCAGUCCCGUGAUCAACCGCAUCCAGGAAGUCGGUCGGCAAAUCAUCUCCCAAUCCCAGCCCCAAACACCAGAAGGAGCACCAGCUGCGCCCCUCCGCGAAGCCGGGUUCCCCAUCAUCUUCCUCUACGGCGAAAACGACUGGAUGGACGUCGCGGGCGGGUACGCUGCCGAGGAGAAGAUCAGGAAGAGGGUGGAGCAGGCUUUGUUAGAUCCCAAGCGAACGGAAGAAGAAAGGAAGAGGGAGAAUGGAAGUGCCAAGGUGGUGGUUAUUAGAAGAGCUGGGCAUCAUUUGUAUAUUGAUAACCCGGAGGAGUUUAAUGAGGUUGUGAGGAAGGAGAUGGAGGAGACGAAGGCGUGGGGGGCGAGGAUGAGGAGGGAGGGGUUGCUCCCGCCGACGCCGGCUGAGAAGUAG